Molecule: messenger RNA, 753 nt
Organism: Serendipita indica DSM 11827
Lineage: Eukaryota; Fungi; Basidiomycota; Agaricomycetes; Sebacinales; Serendipitaceae
Source: the annotation of a GenBank genome assembly
AUGCGUUUCACCAGCGUUCUUGUCGGCCUCGUCUUCACCACUGUGCUCUCCGUUGCCAAUGCAUCGCAAUCAGCGCACCCUGAACAUUCCAAUCACAAUGAACACGGCGGAACGCACGGUGGUGCGAGUGUCGUCGUACACGGCGUGUCAUCUAAAUCUGCAUCGCCCGCUGCCGUUCCCAACACCACGCCAGGAGCUCAUCAUCAGAAUUCUGUCGCCGCCGUCCUAGACGGACACCAACAGCCAUUGGCAGUUCAAGCCGGACAUGACGCUGAGGGUGUCGUACCCAAGACUGCUGCAAACGAGUUGAAGGCAAACUCCGAGGUGGUAUCCGAGUCGACUAAAGCCCCAGAGGGUGUCGAAUCAAAACAAUCCGCCGACAAUACAUCCUCUGAUUCUGCCCCAGCGCAGCCGAAGAUGAGAAUGGUACGGCGAGUUCGACGAGCGCCCAUUGUAGAGGCUUCUGUUACAGGAGAAAGUGCUUUCCUCAAGAGAGAGAUCCAGCUUGAGCGCAUUCAAGCCCGAAGCGGAGGGAUGUACGAGUCGACAGUUGUCAAAGCCAACCGCCUCGCCCGCCGAUUCCUUGGGUUCUUGCUCAACAUUGGUCGAAGGAUCAUAACAGGCAUCGCCAAGCACUUUAUCAAGAAUAAAGUCGCCAACAAUAACAACCACCACCGCCGCCGUAGCCCUAUCUUUGAUGAGGUCGGCGUCGUGGGAGUCCACGCUCGUUCCUUAGAAGAAGUUCUUCUAUAG